UGAGAACUCUCUCGCACGUUGGGAGAGAGAAAGAGAAACCUCGAGAACAGAGACCUCCUCCGCUCCUUUUCUUUUUUUGCCUUUUCCUCUUUUCUCCCAUUCCUUUCUCCAAAAUUACCGGAAAGCCAUCCUCUGGUUUUCUUCUCCGCCAUGUCCGUGCGAAGGCGAACCCUGCUCAAGGUCAUCGUUCUCGGAGAUAGCGGGGUCGGGAAGACGUCUUUGAUGAAUCAAUAUGUACACAAGAAGUUCAGCCAACAGUAUAAAGCUACCAUUGGUGCUGAUUUUGUCACAAAGGAACUUCAAAUUGAGGACAGACUUGUAACUCUGCAAAUAUGGGACACAGCAGGACAAGAAAGAUUCCAAAGUCUUGGCGUUGCAUUUUAUAGGGGGGCAGAUUGCUGUGUUCUUGUUUAUGAUGUUAACGUGCUCAAAUCAUUUGAUACUCUUGACAACUGGCAUGAUGAGUUUCUUAACCAAGCAAGGCCUUCUGAUCCAAAAACAUUUCCAUUUAUCUUACUUGGAAACAAGGUCGACAUAGAUGGAGGGAACAGUAGAGUGGUUUCAGAGAAAAAAGCAAAGGAGUGGUGUGCUUCCAAGGGAAACAUACCGUACUUUGAAACGUCAGCGAAAGAGGAUUACAAUGUCGAUGCCGCCUUCCUAUGUGUUGCAAAAACGGCACUAGCCAAUGAACGCGAGCAGGACAUCUACUUCCAGGGCAUUCCAGAGGCCGUUUCCGAAACGGAGCAGAGGGGCGGAUGUGCAUGUUGAGGUGUGCCAUUCUCAAGGAAUAGAAAGUCAAAGCAGCUACCAAACCCUCACCUGACUGGUUUGUCGUAUGGAUACCUUUUUUUUUAAAAAAAAAAAAAUCCGUCAAGAUUGCUGGCCAUUUUUUGUGUUGUACCACAUGUAUACUAGGCUCUUGUCAUCUGUAAGACCAGUUUUUUUUUUUUCUUUAUUUUCUUUUUCAUCUGCUAUUGUUUUUUGUAAGAAUGCUGAAUGGUUUCUAGAGGCCAGUUUUAGUUUUUUCAUCUGCUAUUGUUUUUUGUAAGAAUGCUGAAUGAUUUCUAAAGAGGCUGUAACAAGAAAAUGUCUGGAACUGGAGGAAGCUGAAUUUGGAUC
Molecule: messenger RNA, 1119 nt
Organism: Magnolia sinica
Lineage: Eukaryota; Viridiplantae; Streptophyta; Magnoliopsida; Magnoliales; Magnoliaceae
Product: ras-related protein Rab7
Exons: 7
Coding region: 151-768 (205 amino acids)
Cellular component (GO): vacuolar membrane
Molecular function (GO): GTP binding; GTPase activity
Source: RefSeq, a predicted model, not a curated record